GUCGAGUAUAAAAUAAGGGCAAAAAAAAACAUCAACCCUCUCGAAUCUUUGUUGGUGAUAUUUUGAAAGAAAUGUCGUCAAUUUCGGCGCAGGGUGUCGUCGAAAGGGCCAGUGCUGAAUUGACAAAAAGAAUCAACGGUUUGGGUCUUCGUGCAUCAAAGCAUCAUGGUGGUGGAGGUGGUGGAGGUGGUGGUAAAACAAGUGUCAUGGAACGUGUGACAAAUGUAUUUUGUGGAGGUGGUGGAGGUGGUGGUGUUGCAUAUACAAAUUUACAAAGUGGUAAUAACAAUAGUAACAAUAACAAUAAUACAAACACAAAUAAUACACCAGAAAAACCAACAAGAAGUGUACCACUUAAUAAUCCAUUAAAUUCAAUGAAUAAUAAAGCUUUAAAUAAUAAUAUUGCAAUAAGAGGUAGAAUAACAAGAAAUCGUACGAAAAAUGUACCACUUGCAUCUGGUGGUACUGGUGGUUAUUCACCACCAACAACAUGGGAACAACUAAUACUUGAUGAUCAUUUUUUGGGAAAAUAUUUUCUCUAUUUUAAUGCAACUGAAAGAAGAGGUCUUGCUCAGGUUUGUACAAGAUGGAGAGAUGUGUUAUAUUCAAGACCAAGAUUUUGGUCUGGUUUAGUACCAGUUGUUAGAUGUCGUGAAGUUAGAACAAUGCCAUCAAAUUUAAGAACAAAAUUAUAUGCAUCACUUGUUAGACGUGGUUUUCAUUCAUUGGUACUUCUUGGUGCUGCUGAUGAAGAUAUACCAGAAUUAACAAAUUGUUUUCCAAUGGCACAAAGACAUGUACAUUCAUUGUCAUUACGUUGUUGUGCAAUAACUGAUAGAGGUCUUGAGGCAUUACUUGAUCAUUUACAAGCAUUAUUUGAAUUAGAACUUGCUGGUUGUAAUGAAAUAACAGAAGCUGGUCUUUGGGCAUGUUUAACACCACGUAUUGUAUCAUUAUCAUUAUCUGAUUGUAUUAAUGUUGCUGAUGAAGCUGUUGGUGCUGUUGCACAAUUAUUACCAAGUCUUUAUGAAUUUUCACUUCAAGCUUAUCAUGUUACUGAUGCUGCACUUGGAUAUUUUAGUGCUAAACAAAGUAGCUCAUUGAGUAUUCUAAGGUUACAGUCAUGCUGGGAAUUGACUAAUCAUGGAAUUGUCAAUAUUGUACAUUCAUUACCAAAUUUGACAGUGUUGUCAUUAUCUGGGUGUAGUAAAAUAACAGAUGAUGGAGUCGAACUUAUUGCUGAAAAUUUACCAAGACUACGUUGUUUAGAUUUAAGCUGGUGUUCAAGAAUAACAGAUGCUGCAUUAGAAUAUAUUGCAUGUGAUUUAAAUCAUCUUGAAGAACUUACAUUAGACAGGUGUAUUCAUGUUACUGAUAUUGGUGUUGGCUAUAUAUCAACAAUGAGCUCACUGAGUGCAUUAUUUUUGAGAUGGUGUUCACAAUUAAGGGAUUUUGGACUACAACAUUUGUGUGGAAUGAGAUCACUUUUGGUACUUUCUGUUGCUGGAUGUCCGUUAUUAACAAGCAGUGGAUUUUCAAGUCUUAUUCAAUUACGUCAUCUUCAAGAACUUGAACUAACAAAUUGUCCAGGUACAUCAAGAGAAUUAUUUGAUUAUCUUCGAGAACAUUUGCCUCGAUGUCUAGUCAUUGAGUAAAAGACGAUAAAAAAAAUAUAUACACAUCAAUAUAUUACCCAAAAAAAAAAAUUUAAUCAAUUAUCACA
Aphidius gifuensis is the source of this 1723-nucleotide messenger RNA. Its product is annotated as F-box/LRR-repeat protein 16. Gene Ontology annotation, cellular component: SCF ubiquitin ligase complex. Gene Ontology annotation, biological process: SCF-dependent proteasomal ubiquitin-dependent protein catabolic process. Gene Ontology annotation, molecular function: protein binding. The transcript is spliced from 7 exons. The coding region runs from base 72 to 1655 and encodes 527 amino acids. Lineage: Eukaryota; Metazoa; Arthropoda; Insecta; Hymenoptera; Braconidae. The record is from RefSeq and is a predicted model, not a curated record.